AGUUGAACAAACAAGGGGUGAGCAGCGGCUCGCGGCCGAGGAAGUGAAACUCGUGCUCGUCGACACGAGAGAUUACGAGCGGUCCGUGCAAGCUGUUCGUAGUUAGUUUAAGUUCAAGUUAAUUGAUUAGGUAUAGCCCUGUGAGCCAUUCGGCUCUUGAAUCGGUCACAGCGCACGUGGCAGACGCGUUCGCGAUAGGACCGCUUCAAGCGCGCCGUCGAUAUUUUGUGGUCCCAUCCAUCCAUCAUCAUCGCCGUCGUUUCUUCACGCCACCGCUUUCCAGAGGGUGCAAUCCGCCAUCUGCUUCUGGGGCAAAGUUGCCGGCAACCAGGAAACAAGAAUCCAGCCAAUUGGCUACAUUGCUCGCAAUGAGGAAGCUUUUGGAGGUAAGUACAAGCUGGAUGUGCGUCCGUGUAUUCAUUUAUUUGACACGAGGAACAGAACAAUGUAAGCCCAGACCCCCGGCUGUUUCACAGAAGCCAGGAACAUUCCAAUCGAUUUUCGUUAAACCAACUCAAAGACAGCGCCAGGUUGUCGCUGCUGUGUGUGUACGUACUGCAUGUUGAACUUCUUUCGCGCCGUACGUAAGUCAACGGCGCUCGUUGGAGGCACAUGCGGAGUCUCGUUUGUCGAGAGGGUCCUGGCGUCAACGACGUUACAAUCGUCACCACGGCUUGUCCCGGGAGCUAUCGGCCUGCCCCUAGCCCCACAGAGAUCGCUGAUGCUGUUGUUCUUCUUGGUUCUUUCGGUAAAGUCGUCACGUAGAAGGGAAGUAAUAAAAGAAUAAAAAUUAAAACAUAAUGAGGACGGCUGCUUGCGUUGUGGCCGAAACGUCGUGAUAAUUAUUUUAUUAUGUUUAAUUUGUAUUAUUUUAUUACUUCCCUUCUACGUGACUUUACCGAAAGAACCAAGAAGAUGAAUCCCUGCAGUCACGAAAGCUUUAAAUCGAAAGCUGCUGUUGUUGUUUUGGUGGCAUAGAAAUAUUGUCGCCAAACCAAGGCUAGCCCGAAGCUUCUUCACCAUAUCCAUCUAGCUCCCGAGUGCGAGCCAUGGCACUGGAUCAUGUCCACAAGCAACCAGACGGCCAGCCACUAGUGCAAUGGCGGGAGAAGCGCUGCUGCUCGACCUUCCCGGCCUGGGCCCGGCGUUCCAAGGUGACCCGGCCUCCUUCCUCCCGGCGGCCUCGCGUCUCUCCUCCGGCCGCGGCCGCCCCUCGCUCCUUCUCGUGCUCUGCUCUCCCAGCGACGACGACGCCGCCGUCACGGCCGCCUUCAAGGACCCGGCCUCAGCCGAGACCCCGGGCUUCGCGCCGCCGUGCCACGUCCUGCGCGACGACAGCGUCGCCCGCCUCUUCUACCGCGCCAAGGUACGCGUGGACGAGCUGGCGCUCGCCAGGGUGACCGUGCGCACGGGCGGGCACCGCCGCGCGGCGCUGCUGGGCGCCUACGCGGCCGAGAUGUUCACGCCCGUGUACCACGUCGAGGUGGACGCCACGGGGUCCGGCGUGCCGAGCGAGCCGAGCCCCGCCGAGUUGGCGGCCGUGCGCGCCGACGUCGAGGCCUGCUUCAGAGGCCUGCCUUCUAUUACGGGACCGGUGCGCGUUCUGCGUUCGCCACUCAUCCCAGGAGAGCGCUUCCUGCACGGGUUCAGCACGCGCCAGGGCGGCGUGUCUCACCUGCCCGGGAUGAGCUCUCUGAACCUGUCGCGCUCCGUGCGACGGCGCGACCCGCCGGGCGCCACCGUCGAGAACAAGCGGCGCCUGGCGCAAGCCGCGGGAUUCGCGCUCGACUCGCUCCGCACUCCCAAGGUGUGCCACAGCACCGCCGUGUGGGUGCUGGGGACCGAGGAGCCGGCGGAGUACGACGGCCUCCUGACGGCGCGGCCCGGCGUCACGCUCGGCGCGCCGGGCGCCGACUGCAUCCCGCUGCUGCUGGCCGACCCCGUCCGCGGGGCGUGCGGCGCCGUGCAUUCGGGCUGGCGCGGCACCGUGGGGGGCAUCGGCGGCGUGGCGGUGCGCGCCAUGGUGGCGGAGCUGGGCUGCUCGGCGCGGGACCUCAGGGUCGUGCUGGGCCCCUCCAUCGGGCCCUGCUGCUUCCAGGUGGGCCCAGAGGUGGCCGCCCAGUUCUCGGCCAUCGACGCGACGUGCCUGCACCACCUGGCGGACGGGACGACGAACGCCGACCUGCGCAAGGCCACCAGGAUUCUGCUGGAGCGCAGCGGCGUGCUGCCGGAGCACAUUGACGAUGGCACAUUGCCCGGCCAUCGUGACGUCAUCGUCACCCUGUGCACCUCGUGCCACCCGGAGCUCUUCUUCUCGUACCGCCGCGACGGCUCCGAGUUCGGCACCAUGCUGGGCUUCAUCGCGCUGCGCGAGUGACGCCUCCUUCCAGACACGUGACCGAUCCCUUCCACCAACUCAUCUCCCCUACCGUGCAUCUACCUACUCACUAUUUAACUAUUUUUUAUUUUGACAGGUAAGGCCCACUGAGCGAUGUAGCACUUUUUUACAAAAGCGACCUGGCCACAAGUGAUAGGGCGACGAAGCGGCUUAUCACGUGGACAUUUAUAGCAGCCUAAUGCUCGCGGUGAUUCUAAACGUGGAGGGAAAAAUCGGACGACCCGGAGAAAAAUACACACUACCACGGGGGGAGAGAGACACGCAAACUCCAAAUAUACAGCAGCAGGCGUCGGGGUCGGGAUCGAACCCACGACCUCCUGCAUACCAGGCGAGGUAGUUAACAUCUCCUAGCCACCGUGAUGGUGAUGACACAGACACGCAAACUCCAAAUAUACAGCAGCAGGCGUCGGGGUCGGGAUCAGAAUCCACGACCUCCUGCAUACCAGUCGAGGUAGUUAACAUCUCCUAGCCACCGUGAUGGUGAUGACACAGACACGCAAACUCCAAAUAUACAGCAGCAGGCGUCGGGGUCGGGAUCGAACCCACGAUCUCCUGCAUACCAGGCGAGGUAGUUAACAUCUCCUAGCCACCGUGAUGGUGAUGACACAGACACGCAAACUCCAAAUAUACAGCAGCAGGCGUCGGGGUUGGGAUCAAACCCACGACCUCCUGCAUACCAGUCGAGGUAGUUAACAUCUCCUAGCCACCGUGAUGGUGAUGACACAGACACGCAAACUCCAAAUAUACAGCAGCAGGCGUCGGGGUCGGGAUUGAACCCACGACCUCCUGCACACCAGGCGAGGUAGUUAACAUCUCGCCACUGUGCCCACGUCGAGUUGAGCGGCGUAGUUCUUGAGCGCGCAGACGGUGGGCCGGUGGGGCCCCGUUGCCGAGGCCUUCAUGAAGAGGGAGGAAAUUUGAAUCAUGAGGGGGAGGUUAGCGGGAGGGGCGCAGUGGCAACGUCGCGGCCUGGUUCUCUGUGUUGACCGAAUCGGCAAUCUGGACGAAGCUUUUGGUGAACGAAAACAAACGCAGGCAAUUGAGUAAAAGAUAAACUGCAGAUGAUACUGAUUAUGGUGAUGGGUAGAUUAGGAACGUUGUUUUUGUACAUUGCCUAUUUAAAAACAAUUGUGCUACGGACAUGGUGUCGUUAGACAUACGAUCCAUGUGAAACUCUGGCAGAGCAGUUUAUAUUUUAGUUUUUUUACGUGGUGGUUUGGCUGCUGCAGCUUCUUACUAUUAAAAUUUCCCUCCCUUUAUCACUGCUAAUCCUACAUAAUACACGAGCAUAAUAUGACUUUGAGACCCCCCCCCCCACCACCUACACAUUCCACAAGUAGUGACUAAUCCCGAUAUCUGCAUUUUCCAUAAAUAUGCUAAAUUCCUAUGUUGAUAUGUAAAUUCCUUUGUCAAGGCGCUCUUCCUCCUCUAACCCAGCUUAAAUAUACGCUGCCAAGCUUGGUGGUGUUCAUUCAGACGCUGUCUUUCCGACAGCCCUGUUCUUCACCUGAGGACGGCUGCUUGCUUUGUGGCCGAAACGUCGUGAGAAUUGUAUUUUAUAAUGUUAGAACUUUUAUUAUUUUAUUAUUUCCCUUCAACGUGACUUUACCGGAAAGAACCAAGAAGAUCUGGCAGAGCAGUCUGUUUUCACCCUGUGUUGGAGAACGGCCCGUGGAACCAGACACCACGGAACUGCUUCUGAGAUUCAUUCACAAGUGAUCUUUGAGCCACACACAAGGAGCGACAGCUUCUGCGUUCCACGUCUACGGCACGUUACAUGGCCUCGGCGUAAACGAACUUGACCCCCCCCCCCUCACCAACUUGUCAUCGCGCCGAUUUUAGGCGUCCGUUCUGCGGACUACUCGCGUUAAAAUAACAACGGAAGGGCCAAAACACACGAAUCUAACGGACACCACUCGCUGCAUUCGUCAAAUAGCGAUGUUAUUGUCUUACAUGAAAAAUACAUUGUCGGAUGUUUCAGGCAAUGGACCGUUUUUGGGACACGGAUCGACUUGCAGUGUGGAGAUUGUGUUUUUUGCGAGCGCCUUUAGAAUGAAAGAUGUAUUCCUCGGUAGAGCGCGAUCUUGUUCAUCUCUUUACCAGCACAAUCGCACUAACGCGAGUUGGAAAAAAAUAAUCACCGCCCGGUUUAGUCAUUCAAGCCACAGGGAUCCGACUAUGUUGUCCAAAUUUGUACGACGAAAUCAGUUUACGAGAUUAGGGAUUGAAUGUGUAACCGGGAUCAGAGUUGGUCAGCCUCCUCUGUUUGACCGGAUUAAAUCGACUCAUUGUAUGUACUGUAUAUAUAUAGAACUUCUUUCGCACCGUACGUAGCCAACCGUGCCAUUCGGAGAUGCGGACACGUAAAAUAAACACCGUCUCCUACCUCGGUUGUGAGAUAUCGAUAUGAUAUGUUGUGAAGAAGUGCCAUUGUCCAAAACGUUGCCGAUUAUAUAUAUUGUUCUCUUUAAGGUCACGCAGUGUUAUUGACAAAUGUGUCGAUGAUUUUGGGGGGGGCGGGGUGGAAGGGGGUUGUAAGAUGCGGUGCAGAUGCAGAAUUUGUUGAGGGGGGGGGCAGCCUUCUUAGGCCUUCUACUCGAGCAAGGCCACGUUAUCAGGGGGGGGGCAUCCCCAUCACGGUGGGACGAUGAUGAGAUGAUGAUCGUACCCGCAGCCAUCCACCACCACCCCCCACUGCGCAUUUCGCAUCCGUUGUGUCUAACGGAGGCGCGGCGAUGUCUAGAAGAUGUUAACUCCCUCGCUUGGUGUACAAGGACGUCGUGGGUUCCAUUCCGACCCUGACGCCUGCACGCCAGAGGUCGCAAACGGGUUUUGAUUCCUUACCCGUACCCGGCCUACCCGAAAUGAGUGACAAACGGUUACUCACCAGUGACUCACGGCCUACCUGUACCCGGCCGCACCAGGGUCGCAAAAGGCUACCCGAUACCCGGCUACCCGUACCGGGUACGGGUAGCCGGGUAUCGGGUAGGGUACGGGUAUCGGGUACCCGGUUGCGACCUCUGCUGCACGCAGUAUUUGGAGUUUGCGUGUUGCUCUCCCCGCAGUCGCGUUGACUUUUCUCCAGGUCCUUCGGGUAUUUUUUUCCCCGCACCACAUUCAGAAACGUAUUUGGUUGCAAGAUUAUGAGUCUCUGUGUGUCUCCAUGGGUUUAACUUAUAUGGUCCAUAGUUUGUGUUGGAUUCCGCAGUCGUGCUAUUGUGGCUUGACUUUAAUGUGUCUCUACGGGUCUCUAUGAGUCUCUGUGUAUCUGUAGUCUUUAUGGGUUUACUCUGUGGUCCAUAGUUUGUGUUGUAUGGCCACAGUUGCCCUCCUCUGGCUUGUCUUCAAUCCAAGUAUAAUUUGAGAGCACUUGUCGGUACCUCACACUCAACACAUUCCUGCGGAGGGAGCUGGUAGGAACGUUGGGUUGCUCCGUCAAUGGCCAGGGUCAACGGCGGCGUGGUGUAUUCCGGGCACAAGCCGGCGUGAGUAGGUGAAACGUUGAGUUUUAUAAGGACACCACGGGGUGACCAGCCCCACCCCUCCCACCCCCCACCUAGCCCCACCCUCCCCACCCAGCCCCUCCCCACCCAGCCCCUCUACACCCCAUCCUCCCCACCCAGCCCCUCCCCACCCUCCCCUCUCCACCCAGCCCCACCCCUCCCAUUUUUGGAUGCACGACGGACGGACGGACACAAUAAUCCCCUGUGGGCUGGUGUAACCAGGAGGUUCCUACCAGUAAUAUUCUAUUUUAUCUGGCAAGGCCCACUGACCUCAGCGGAUAUUUUACAAAAAGGACCACCGCCCAAGACCCAGACUUGUAAUCAUCGAAUUCAGGAUGUUGAAGGCACGGAUAAGGUCUCGGUAGCAGCUGGGAUAGACUGAGUUUUGACAUCAUGCAGCGUUGCACAACAGGAGUAUUGGUUGUGCAGUACAGUACUGUAUUAUGCUCUGCAUCGUUUUAAACAUUUGUAAUUCCUGCACUGCAAAGACUACUUUGAUGAUUAAACAGGAUCUGUGAAAUUGAAAUAA
Messenger RNA from Lethenteron reissneri (Far Eastern brook lamprey), 6430 nucleotides. It is a transcript of the gene LACC1, whose product is annotated as laccase domain containing 1. The record is from RefSeq and is a predicted model, not a curated record. Gene Ontology annotation, molecular function: copper ion binding. Lineage: Eukaryota; Metazoa; Chordata; Hyperoartia; Petromyzontiformes; Petromyzontidae.